GUUGUGCAACAUGAACAAGUGCUAUCAUUAUCAGGACGAGGAAGAAAGGAAGGCUUUCCUUUUGACGCCGUACUUUAGUCUUUAGUUACUGCAGUAUGUCAUCGGUGGCAAUAGCUUGAGGACGAUGUUCCAUCUUUCAAGUAGCCUGCUGCGCAGGUCGUGUGCGUUCAGCCACGUUUUGAGACACGCGUCUCGCGUGUCUGCUAAGCCUGCAAAGCUCUGUGGGCCUCCUCCUGUGCCUGGUUUCGAAAUAGACGAGGAGUUCCGAAUGCGUAUGCUUGCGCCUGAGCUGAAAGCAAAGAAAGGCCGCUUCUACAUUGUUGAUCCUCCAGUUGCCAGUUAUGUGGCGAAUGUAGUCAAGCCCUUUGUCAAAGACAAGUUCUGCAUUCAUGCUUCUCCAGGUCCUGGUGUCCUCACACUUGCAUUGGAUGCUGUUGCAGAAGUGAAGGAGCUGCGUGUGAUGGAUAACCGUGGACUAUUUCUGGGUGUCUUUGAGCAUCUGCAGGAAAGCAAGUUGCCUACGUUGAAAGCCUUUCAUGGGAACAUAGCCAAGGUCACUCCGAAUGCGCUGGGCGAUGAAGAUGCCGAAGACUAUGACUCUCUUGAGAUGUCGGUAUUUCCGACGUUUGGGGAGGUAUUGGAUGGCAUUCCGGAGACACCAUGGAAUGAAGAGGCGCAAUUUGCCAUUGUUGCACCAUUCGGCGCUGACAUGCUCCCCUUUCUGGGUAUUCUCCUGCCACAUGUCUGUGGCAAGUCUGGCUGGUUCUCGAGGGGUCGCUGCUCCAUUAUCGGUGCUGUGUCAUGCCUGAUUGAUGACCCAGUACUGCUAGGAUCAGCUCCUAGCAACCAUAAACUGUCGUACUACAAUGCUUUAAUAGAGCAAGUUUUCGACGUAGAACUGCUUUGUGAGCUCCCUGUGGAUCAUGGUGCUUGUAAAAUUGCCCCUAUUGGAGUGCACAGAGGCAAGAAUGUAUGUAUUCGUGUCUUCUCGUUCACACCCAAGCUUGAACAUCCAGAUGUGUUCGACUUGGCUCUAUACCGCGUUAUCUAUCCACAAUCACUUCUUCUGGACUCUCCGAUCUUCGACCAUAUCAAAUCACAUGGGAUUACUGAGGAGUUCUGCAAGAAGAUCAUGGACUUUGCUGACCUUCCAGAGGACCUAACUGCCCGGAACCUGAUGCCUGACGCUGCUUGGAAACUGUUCCUCGGCUACAAGAGGUACUGCGACAGAGACUUUCUGGAGAAAUUGUUCUUUCGCUUGGCUGUGGUGAAGUAUGAUGACAACUUUGAUGCGUUCAGGUCAGUUGAGAUGGAAGAGCAGAGGAGGUUCAUGAAGGAUUAUGGCCGUGGACUUGACAAUUCUUUCUGGGAUGACAAGAGUGGCAGGUUUCGUGCUUCAAAUGCACCCGUUGAGCAUGACAUGGAUGCACUAUUCGAAGGAGAUCAUGAUACCACUGGAUAGGCUGUGCACUGUAUGGCACGCGCGCACGCACACACACACAUGCACAUGCGCGCAUACACACGCACACACACCACACACCACACACACACACACUCUCUCUCUCUCUCUCUCUCUCUCUCUCUCUCUCUCUCUCUCUCUCUCUCUCUCUCUCUCUCUCUCUCUCUUCCUUUUUCUGUCUUAUAUAUUUUUGUACCAACCUCUUCUUCAUAUAUAUUUUUAACCAUGAAACUCAUUUCAUCGCUACCGCUUUGUUCAUGUAGAGCGUGAACCGGCCGCUGUGUGUAAUUUUUGGCGCUCUUCAAGAUUAUUAUUUAUUAACCCUUGAGCAUUAAAAAUGGUUUUUUCUUUGCUGCUGCUUAUUUGACUAGCAUGUGCAUGCACUUGUUGUGACUUUGAUUCCUGUGGCCUGAUCCCCAUUGCCACAUCAUCCGUUAACAUAAUUAUCAUAACACUAAAACAUAUUGUAUAUUCCCUGCCAGCAUAGCACCCGGCGUGUGAUGAUGGUGAGCUUUACGUUGCUGCCUGAAGCGUGUCUCGUGCUCAGAUGCAUGAACAUGUCAGCUGUUAAGUUAUCAGCGGCGUGCAGCACACACUGCGGCGUGUUCUUUCCAGGAGUGCUGUUUGUCGCCGCGGUGGCGCAAGUCCAGUAGUGCCGCACUCUUUGCCUCUUUUUCCUUCUUUUAAAAUUCUUUUUGAUUUGCUGGAACUGUCCGAACACAGCUAUUAUCAGUAGGGUGGUGGAGUGUGUGUCUGUUGAAUUGCCGAGGACCAAUAUGAUGCAGUGAGCGUGCCCGUAGGCAACGUUAUGUUUAUUAUUAUUUUUUGAUGUGAGUUUGUACGUUUGGGUUAGAUGGCACAGUCCAGUUCAAGUA
Sycon ciliatum is the source of this 2334-nucleotide messenger RNA. RefSeq lists its product as uncharacterized. The coding region runs from base 125 to 1462 and encodes 445 amino acids. The transcript is spliced from 10 exons. Lineage: Eukaryota; Metazoa; Porifera; Calcarea; Leucosolenida; Sycettidae. The record is from RefSeq and is a predicted model, not a curated record.